Messenger RNA from Leguminivora glycinivorella, 2283 nucleotides. RefSeq lists its product as uncharacterized. Bases 154 to 2247 code for a protein of 697 amino acids. The transcript is spliced from 16 exons. Lineage: Eukaryota; Metazoa; Arthropoda; Insecta; Lepidoptera; Tortricidae. The record is from RefSeq and is a predicted model, not a curated record. Gene Ontology annotation, cellular component: transcription elongation factor complex.
CAAUGUAGGUUUCUCAUGUGUUCUCAGCGUUUAUGUUAUGCAUUGAUGCCGUUGGAAUUUUUCUUGUUCUGUGAUCUUUAUAGUGUAUUAUAGUUAAAUUCAACGAAUGUGAAACAAUCAUAUUGCAGAAAAUAAAAUUAUAAACACAAAACUAUGGAACACAUACGACAGUAUGACUGGUGCACAUUUCAGCCAGAUACUCCAUACUUUGUCACGGAGUCAGAGCUGGAUAACUGUGUCACGGAGAAGAUAUUACGGAACAAGUUCUCAAACCCGCUGAUCUCCAGCGACUCUGAGGAGGAAGGGAAGGCUCCUAAGAUUGACUGGAAUUUUGUGUUUAAUAAAAGAAAUAAUGAACAUAACAUCCACCGCAUCUUCGUGCCAGGGCUGCGCCCCUUGCUGGCGUACACACGGCUGUCCACUCUGUCCUCGCAACAGCACCUCAUCGGGCUGAAAGUGCUGUGUGCACAGAACCCCCAUAUAUUGGAGGAUGAGUUCAUGGCUAAGCCAAAUAAGUUUGAUUUGCAGGCUUUUGAGUCAAUAAAAGAGAUAUUACAAAAGGAGCAAAAAGAAUACAUAGACUGGGCGAAGAGUCUCUGGACCAACGGCCAAUGCAUCAGAGCGCUUCGGCCUAAACCUUUGAUAGAGUCUGUGUAUGAAGCCGAGUUCAAAGUGAGGGCUAACCAGAUGAAGGGGUACCCGAGGAUGUUUGAGCUGGUCGCGCAGAUACCUAUGGAGCCUGCGGGGGAGUAUGAUAUGGUGAUGGAAAAGGAGCUUAUUGGAGUGAACCCAUCAGAACUGCUGAAGGUGGAGAGACCUCUCAACAUCCGCAGCCGGCUGACCGUGAUGCGGCCCAGCGCUGUCCCGGAGCCCUGCGACCAGCAUCCUGUCCGCUUCAUCCUGCCACACGAGAAAAGCAUCUCAGUCCUUCCCGUGACAGAAGUGUACCGGACGCUAGCGGAGUAUGCGAUCGACAAUGGAGCCCUAUUCGUCGCUAGCGAAGGCGCUUUGCGAUGUAUGGUCGAGCGAAGGGCGUGGGCGCUUCCUAUAUCAGUUUAUAGUGUUACACAACCCGGCCAGGCUGAAAACGUGAACGUGACAGUGCUGGGCAGCGAGUUUAUGAAUAAGCAAGAGAACGUCAUGAGAAGGACGUUCAGAGCGCUUAGACAUCUGCUAGAGAUCGCUCUAGUGCCGGCAUCAGAACUCGCCAGGAGGACGCAAGCGCCUGAAGAGGAAAUAGUACAAGAAACUACAACUUCAUCGCAAGAUGUAGCGUGGUCGGAUGAUACGAGUGACGAGGAGGACAAUCUAUUUAUCGAUUUCGAUGAAGCGUCAACGAAAGAGAGAGACGCAGAUAAACCAAGGCCACCAAGCAAGAACGCAGACGAGCAGACAAAGAUGGAAGUAGACAAGUGUACGCCGCAGAAAGAGACGAAAAAUACGACGAAUACUAACAAAAGCUUUACCGAAGGCUUUGGCGUUUAUAAGUGCACAUGUCAAGACUCAAUAUUCGAGCGGCCGCCGCCACGCUCGUUCAGGAAGUGGCGGUUCCGAAAGAAAUCCACGUUCGAAAGUUUCGACGUCAUCGUGCACUGCGCGCACAAAUUCAAAGGAUCGCGUGGUGAAGUUAUAUUGGAACCUAUAGCAGAAUACCAGGCAGACAUGGGCGCGAGUAAGCAGUCCGAAGAUAGGAUCUCGAGUGUUGCCCUCUCGCUCGCACUUAGGGACGAUAACACUAACGUACUCAAUGUGCGACUAGACGCAGAAUCCGGCGACAUAAUCACAACAGAAGAGCACACCCGCUCCCAGUUCUACUCUGAGCACGGCGACCGCAGCCAGCAGGCGGCCGGCGUCAUACACGCCGCGCUCAGCCAGCUGGAAGGACUCGUGCCCGGGCACUACGUCUUGCAACACGAGCCAAAUCACGGUCUGAACGCGUUACUUUACGCCCCCUCGAACACGGGCAAAGAGGGACUGAAGCUGGAGUUCGACAGCACGCAGCCCGCGGAGGCUGACGAGGCUAAAACUGUGAAGGCCCCGCCACAGCUCAUUCCGGCCUUGCUACCUUGGCAUAAAUUACGCAAAAUCCUGCCGUGCACGUUCACGUAUUACCAGAACCAGCUGGCCAAGCCGAAGAAACAGCCGCCGCGGAAGAAGACGCCACCGCGAGCUCUCAAGAACGAGGAGAAACGCGGACGCCAGAAAAAGUGGCCAAAGAAGCGCGGAGGUCACAAGAAGGCCGAAUGAAAUGAAGCACAAUGAAAAUAAAUACUAUAAAUGGUU